Molecule: messenger RNA, 7693 nt
Organism: Anoplopoma fimbria (sablefish)
Lineage: Eukaryota; Metazoa; Chordata; Actinopteri; Perciformes; Anoplopomatidae
Gene: rab11fip5a
Product: RAB11 family interacting protein 5a (class I)
Exons: 6
Coding region: 183-4544 (1453 amino acids)
Biological process (GO): regulated exocytosis
Cellular component (GO): phagocytic vesicle; mitochondrion; early endosome
Molecular function (GO): small GTPase binding
Source: RefSeq, a predicted model, not a curated record
CGACCGGCUGCGGGAGAGAGGCAGCGACGGGACGCUGCGGAGAGAAACGACGCACCGAGAAAAACGCACCGCACCGCACCGCACCGCAACUUAACGCACAUAAUGCGGCACCGAGCCCGGAGCUGAUGUGACGGUGCAACACCAACACCCACCACCACCACCUUGCCUCGUCUCGGGAGGACAUGUCCUCUCUAACCGUGGAGGAGGACCAGAAAUGGUUACCGACGCACGUCCAGGUGACGGUGCUGAGAGCCAGGGGUGUGCGGGGCAAGAGCAAGCAAGGCACCAGUGAUGUGUACACCAUCAUCCAGCUGGGGAAGGAGAAGUACUCCACCGGGGUGCAGGAGAAGACCACGGAGCCGCAGUGGAGGGAGGAGUGCUCCUUUGAGCUGCACCCCGGGGUGCUGGUGCUGGACAGCAGCUGUCCGGCUGCGAGCACCGAGCUGGUCCUCAUCGUGAUGCACCGGGCGGUCAUGGAUGUGUUCCUCGGGCAGGCUGUGAUCCAGCUGGAUAAGGUCUUCCAUGAGACUAGAUGUGUGAGAAAUGAGUGGUACAAGCUCAACUCCAAGACGGGGAAAAAGGAGAAGGAACGAGGAGACAUCCAGGUCACCGUCCAGUUCACCAGAAACAACCUGACAGCCAGCAUGCACGACCUCGUCAUGAAGGAGAAGGGCGCCUCAACCUUCGGCAAGCUCAAGGAGCGCAUCAAGAGCAAGACGAGGUCCAGCGAGGAGGACUCGGCGUCGGCCGGCCUGCCAACGGGUUACGGGUCUCUCCAACGGAUUAGGCAGCGGCUGCCGAGUGAUGGAGGCGGGGAGGAGGACUACGAGGACGACGAGGGAGGGGAGGCCCGGCGGAGCAAGAUGAGGACCUUCUUCCUGAGGGGGAAGCUGAGGAAGUCGUCGGACACUCGUUCCAGCACGUCACUGGGCUCCGAGAGCAGCGAGUCGUCGUCACGGGGAGGGAGCCUGAGCCCCACCGCCGGCAUCAGCGUGGUGGUGUCCGACCUCUCCAACUCACCCAGCAACAGCAGCAACCUGACGGUGGACAACAGCCCAGAGCACAAGUCGUCCUCCCUCAUAUGCGAGUUUGGUGAUGAUGAUGACGGUGAGAUCAGCAUCGCAGUGCCUCAGCUCACUGUGUGCGUUAACGGAAGCCAUGCUUACAACGUCCAGCCCUUGGACGCGGGCUCAGGAAAACCUGCAGAUUCUUCAGGCCUGGCACCUCGGCAGAAGUCUUUGCCUCUCUCCGUGUCUCUGCAGAACCUCAGGCCUGACAAUGACCUCCUCAUAGGCUCUGUGGGAGACGGGCGUCGCUGGUCCUUUGACAAGCCCUGCGAGGAGGAGAAGGCAGCCAUAGCGGCGGCCCUGGAGAAGAGCGGCCCCAUGCUGGGCGACGAGGAGGAGCAGUCGGGACAGGCGGCUCCGCCCAAAUCAGCCUCCUCCUCCUCCUCCACGGUGGAGUCGGAAAGCCAGGGGAAGAAGCAGAGGAGGAACUUGUCUUCCCAGGGGAGGAGCGAGUCUGCGGGGAAACGGCAGAGUCAGUCCAAGGAUGAGUCUGAACAGGCCUCCGCCGCCGCCGAGGAGAAACACAAGGGAUGGUUCGGAUCAAAGGACUCGCACAGCAAACCCAGCCUGGUGGUGUCACCUAAACUAGAGCUCAGCACUGACCCCCACCCACCACCCAGUCACCACCACCCGGGUCCCCCCGUAGAUCCCGACCCUCUGGUGUCCCCGCUGCAUCACUCUAACCCUUUCUCCCACUCACAGACCACACCCCCUCCCAUAUCCUCCUGCAACCCUUUCUUCUCUCUCCUCCAGCACAACCCUUUCUAUGACGACAUGCUAACCGCUAAACCCCUAAAUCCUUCGCUGCCUCCUUUGCCCUAUCUCUCCAGUUCCCGGCCCCCUAUAGCUCAACUCUUUCCACAGGCCGGUAACCCCUCCCUGACUCACGACACACCUCCCUUAGAGGACGCCAUCACCGGUACAGUAGCAAAAAGCGAAGCGAUGGCCAAAGCUGGAGAACGACCCCUAUCUCUGGCUCCCGUUGAAGGGGAGAAACCUUUAAGCAUGACGUCGCCGAGCCCUUUUAUGUGUGCCGGAGAGCUGGACCCGGAUUCAGAGUGGGAUGAAUCCUUUGAAGCGUUUGCAGCUGGCAGGCUGCAGUCUCCUGAGGAUCUGACCGCAGACUGCAAAACACAGCAAAACACUGUCGGUGACCAUCCACUGGAACACUGCAAUAAUAAAGGAGAAACACUACCCAUCACAGAUCCAAACACUAAAGCGAACGACGCACUACAUCGUCAACCUUGCACAGGAUCCGCAUUGGAUGCACAAAAAGCCAUCGGCCAGGCGACCAGCACAUAUCAUCUCGACACUUUUGCACAAUUCCUCGAGACAAUCCCGGAGCACGCAAGCUUUGAGAGCGACAACAUCGCUUUGAGUAACUCACCAAAUCUAGAUACUCUAGCUGAAACUAAUCAAGCUAACAGUGCUACUAACGCUAAUGAUUUAACCGACACUAACGUGCAUCCAGCCCCCUGUCACUCCCCGUUUGUAAAGCUCAACAGCAGCUCCCCAGAUCCCGGUUCCUCGGGUAUCGGAAGUUCAGAAGCAGAAGACGAUUUCCUCUCCUGCCUCUCGUCUCAUUCAGACAAACUCUCUGCAUCCUCCUCUGAGGAAGCCGAGGCACAGAACCUUGAAAGCAACAUCCUCGGCUUUCAGGAAUCCUUUGAUUCAUCUGUCGUAAAGCAGUUAGAGCCCUCAAAAUCCGAAGAUGACAUCACCGACAGGUCCACUGAUCUGUCUUUAGUCGGUGAAGCUCAGCACACUGUAAUUCAGCACAAUGAUGGUGACGAAGAGGCAGGUUUAAACGCUUUAGAGGGGUCAUCUGCACAGCAGUCCCCAUUGCUUACACAUCAGCAGCCUGUCAUCAAUGCAAGUGAGGACGCUGUUACUCAGCCACCAAACUUUUCAAGCACUGACUUGUUAUCAGAACUACAGCCAAACGCCAAAGAAUCUUUACAGUCUGACAACAGAAAUGGUGAAGAUUUCUCAACAGUGUUAAAUGAUUCCUCUGUAUCUGUAAUCAACACUACGGAUGGGACGACUUCUACGACUCCAGAUGAUAAACUCUACUCCACACACCCAUCCCUACACAUCAUAACCUCCUCCCCUGACGUGAGGUGGAGUUCGUCUGACUCGCCCAUUGAGAGCACUGGUUUAGGAGAGCAGGAUGCCAGCCAGCGUUCUCCGAUACCAUUCGGGCUCUUUGGCGACUUCCUCAACACCAGUCACAUCGCCAACGGUCCCAGCCAAGAGUUUGACGACACGCUGUUGAACGCCCGGGCGUCCGAUCAGAGCUCUAGCAGUAGCUUCUUCCAGAGCCUUUAUGUCAGCACCGACUCGCAGGAUUACCAAACGUGCGAGUCUCAGACGUGCUUCAGCGGCUCGGAGACAAACUCGACGCUUCACUCUGCAAAUUCGACGAUCUGCAACGAGCCAAGCGACAUUCGGACACCUGCUGAGGAUGCUUCGGGCCAAGAAGAUCCCAGCAAUGCAUGCAAGCCACGUGACGAAGAAAUGAACCAGACCGACCAAUCUGGAGGAUCCGACUGUGGAGCUGGGCAGAAGACAGCAGCUCUUGAGUCGAGUUUCAUGAUAGCGGAUGGCUUCGGUUUACUCCCUGCGGCGUCGGCGGACUCUUUCAUGAUCUGUGAUCUGAUAAAUCUCACUGAAAGAGGUGUGGAAAGUCAGCAUGUCGUCUCAGGUGACGUCCCGUCGGAAAGCCCUCAGGCACAAAGUGCUACGCUCCAGCGCUCCCAGUCUGAAGGCACACUGGCACCAGCCUUUGAGGAACUCCUCCUCAUGCCCUCCUUUGGGAGCGACCCCGGUGCGAUACAGGAGUCCUCCUCGGCUCCUCCUGGCCCUCACCUCCCCUCUCUGACCUCCUUUGCUCCCUGUCUAACUCCUCAAAGCAGUAGCUCCCCUCUAGCGCUCUGUUCCCCCCCUCCUUUUGCCAACGCUACAGCGAGUUCGCCACCCAGCGCGGCGAUAGCUGGUGCGCCAAAGCCAAUGCUUCAGGAGACGCCGCCACCGCCGCCUCAACAGCAGCAGCAGGCAGCCAAUCAGCAGACCAGCCCCCACCCUGUGAAGCCCCUGAAUACUGCCAUACUGGCUGAGGAGAAGCGGACGGAGGGCCGGUCAGUGCUGGAGAAGCUCAAGUCCACCAUCCACCCGGGGAGGAGCAGCCAGCUCAGCGAGCAGGAGACGGAGAGGAAGAAGUCUGUGACGGAGGGAGCCGGCUCGUACUACCACCUGAACCACCGUGAACUGGUGGCCCUGCUGGUGAAGCGGGAGGCGGAGCUGGAGAGGCAGAAGGUGGAGUUUGAGCGUCAGAAACUUGUGCUGGCUAAGCGGGAGGUGGAGCUGAGGAAGCUGAAGCCGCAGGUCAAAGACCUGGAGGACUACAUUGACACGCUGCUGGUGCGCAUCAUGGAGCAGAAGCCCACUCUCCUGCAAGUGCGCUCCAAGUUAAAGUGACGGAGAGAGAGAAGGGGAAAAGGGGGUUUCGAGCCUCCGUCCACUCCGUCCUCCACAACAGCUCUUUAGUCUUUUCACUGCUAUGCUGUCCUUUUUGAUACAAAUACGUUGGCACUGAGAGAGAUGUCGAGGAGAUGUUUUUUUCCAGCCGGCAUGCUUAACUGUGCUGGAGCGCGGCCACGUUGAAGGCUUUGGUUUCGGGGCGGUUCUGAAUGUAGCGGGUCCUCAGGUUGUUUUCAGGUUCACACAGCCGGUUGGGUUUUGAGAUUGCUUCCAUUUACGGAUCCUGAUUGUAGAAACAGUGAUUUCCUCCUCUUCACCUCACCUCACUUCUAUCACCUUUUAUCACGAAAAAGAGAGAAAUGGUAGAGUUUCAGUCCACAACACUGAACAUCAAACUAACUCCUCGCACCGUUUUUCAAGUGAUGCGGUUCUGUAGGGGAAGGAGAGGGAACGACUGGUGGUUUUGCAUGUUUUGGACCAUUAACUACAAAUUGCAUACUUUAAAUCAAUGCUGGCCAUUUCUGUAGCAUACCAUCAGGUUUAGAUUGAUUUUAUACCUUUGAGGCAGCCAUUGGUUCAUCUUAAUUUCAAUGCAGCAUGAAACUCAACUUGCAGAGACUUGAAACAUUUGCUUCUAUUUCAUAGUUGUGUUAUGAAGGUAGUCAUGCAGAGAGCAGUCGAAGGGGUUUAGUUACCAGAAGACAUUGCUGUCACAAGCUUGUCGGUCUGAAACUUUUGUUAUUUUCAUUUUCAAUUAAUCUGCAGAUUAUUUUCUUGAUUAUUCGAUCAUUUGGUCAAGAAAAUCGAUGGAAUUAUCAAAUGUUUGCAUUUUGAAAAACUGGUUUAAACAAUUAAUAGAUUAUCAAAACCCUCAAUUGACUACUUGAUCUAUUGAGUAAUUAUUUCAGCUCUACUAUAAGAUUUCGAAACAGGCCCUGCUCAAAACUACUGUAUUUCACAAUAGUGACACAUCACUGACAAUAUAUAGUAAAUAAAGGUUACAAAAUGUCCACUGCAGUUGAUCUUGAGUAAGUUUCAAGUUUCUGCAAGUUGUUUUUCAUGCUUAAAGGAACAGUUCCACAUUUUGGGAAGUAUGCUUGUUUGUUCCAAGAGUUAGAUGAGAAGAUCAACACCAGUAUUGUGUCUGCACUGUAAAUAUAGAGGGAAAACAGCUAGCCUGGCUCUCUGCAAAGUUCAAAAGAAGGCAGAACAAUAAUUGAAUGCACCAACAGAAAAGUAAAAAGGACAAGUCGUCGUUUUCUGGCCUAGCACAGUGGCUUCCUGGAGUCUCCGCUGGUUUGAGUUGCAACCUCAUGGUGACAGUAAGACAUGGAAGUCAAAGAACUCCAGGAACAACUGAGUGCAUGUCUAUCAUCAAAGUAUUUUAACUUUGGACAGAGCCAGGCUAACUGUUCCCCCUCCUGUUUUCAGUUUGAAUGCUAAGCUAAGCGAAUUGCCUCCUGGCUCAUUGAUCCAUCCUUGGAUUAUAGAUUUGAGGGGCAUAUCGAUCAUCUUGUCUAACUCUCAGCAAGAAAGCAAAUAACUGUAAAGAUAUUCCUAAUAUGAACUGAAACCAGUGGCUGCUUUAGAAGGAAGGAAAUAAAUUGAUAAUCUUCAAGUACUAGUAAUAGUCUCAUUAUUUUAUAGCAUAAACAAUAUUUGGUUAAUGAAACAAAUUCAUGUCAAGCCACCAGGAUGUUUCUAGUACAGUAAUGUACUUUAAUGACUCACACCUCAGUGAUUGGUUUCACUUCUUCCUCGUGGUGUUUAUCUUGUUUUGGAUUGACACUCCACAAAUGUUCCCAAAUGAAUAUCAAGUGCUCUGACUCGUUUUUGAAACUGCAAUCCAAAUGAGCGGUGCGAGAGUUCACAUCACUGGGAACUGAUCGUAGCUUCUGAAUGUUCAAAAGUGUUCUUAGCCAGCAAGUGAAUGGUUUUAUUUCAAACGCACGAUAAGUGCUGUUUAUCUUUUGCUUGCUCCGUCCCUUUUUUUUUUUCUUCCUUCUUUCUGUUCUUUGGGCAUGUCUUGAAAUUACCCACAAUGCUCAGCCACAUAAGCUAACUGAUUCUUGUAUGUAUGGGUAUGUGUUAUCAGGUGAAGACAGUAUCACUCAGUAUCGAGAUCAGCCGUCACAGCUCCACUGAUAACAUGCUUCUGCCUUCCUACGUGUGUGUUAUCAACACAGCACCACUGCUGAGAAAAUGCCUGCUAACAUGCCGCUUCUUGACUCCCCCCUCCCUCCCCCUCCCUCCGUGUCCUUGUGUCACAUCCGCAUAUCGCUGCUGCUUUCAGGUGUUACAAAGGGAUAUAUACCGCAUUUUACAGCAUAUAUAUGCCGUGUUGAAAUGCCAAAUGCUGCCUUAUUUUUGUUUUGUUUUGACGUUUGUCAAGAAUCUAGCACUUCAUUUUACUUGUCGGGGCUGGAGGCAGGUUAUGAAGAAGAAAAGCCAUCUGUUCACUGAGAGCUCACUUUUUUCUUCUUUUUUUUUUUACUUCUGCUUUGUUUUGAUAUUGUUUAGAUCACUGCACAAAACUGAAUUUUAUGCAUACCAAUCGAACAUGAGCAGUAACAGUGAUUUCCUGUGAAAUGCCAAAAAAAAAAAGCCUUGAUACUUAAUCUAUGGAGCAGAUCGAUACACCAUAAAGUAUUCUGAUAUGAUGCCACCUUUAACAGCGUUUGUGGAUGUUCUUGCACUACUUAAUCGUCAGAACAUAACUUUACUGUACCUGUCUGUUGAUAUUGGUAUAGUUAGAUCUACUUUACACCAUACUGCACUUUCUAAUCGCUCUGUGAUUUAAGCACUUGGCCUACUUCGACGCCACAUUGAUGAUUUGCCAGUGAGCUUGAAGCAUACAAAACCGUCUUGUCAUCUCUGUUCGGCAGUGCGAUCGCAAUAUCAAGUGCAUAGAUGACUGUAGAGACAUAAUAAAUGUGACUCAGCACCGAUGAAGCGCAAGAAUAAGCGUCGUCUUCCAUGUCUUCCAUUUUCAUUUGGUUUAAAACUGUUUGUAUUUUGUCCUUGAGUAUGUAGCCGGUGGAAUGUGCUUAAGGUAGUAUGUGAGAUUGGAAAGUUUACAAUCCGUGAUGCAAUUCUGUUUCACAAAUUUUGUAUAUUUAAUAAAGAAUAUUUUGUGUUUCUUGCUC